Stylonychia lemnae is the source of this 279-nucleotide messenger RNA. Lineage: Eukaryota; Ciliophora; Spirotrichea; Sporadotrichida; Oxytrichidae. The record is from the annotation of a GenBank genome assembly.
AUGCAUCGAUUCUCUGAAGGAAAUGAUAAAAUAAAAGUGGAGAUCCGUGUUGACUAUCGAAGAAUUCAAGUAUUAGAGUACAAUUAUAAACUAGAGAAGAUUGAUUUCAUGAAAUAUAAUACAAGCUUUGAGUAUGAAAGCUGUAAAGUUUAUGAAAAUUAGGAUGAAGUCGAUGAGAUGAAACUUGAGGAACUUGAAAAAUACGGUGAUGUUGUAGAACUUUGUGGUGUUUGGAAUUUUAAAUAUAAAGAAAAUUCGGCUUGCUGCUUAUUAUUUUGA